Messenger RNA from Punctularia strigosozonata HHB-11173 SS5, 1239 nucleotides. RefSeq names its product pelota. The transcript is spliced from 7 exons. Gene Ontology annotation, cellular component: cytoplasm. The record is from RefSeq and is a predicted model, not a curated record. NCBI's taxonomy places the organism in Eukaryota, Fungi, Basidiomycota, Agaricomycetes, Corticiales, Punctulariaceae. Bases 1 to 1239 code for a protein of 412 amino acids. Gene Ontology annotation, biological process: nonfunctional rRNA decay; nuclear-transcribed mRNA catabolic process, no-go decay; nuclear-transcribed mRNA catabolic process, non-stop decay.
AUGAAGCUCAUCAGUAAACACGUCGAGAAGAACGGCGAAGGUUAUGUCAAAGUUCGACCGGAGGAUGACGAAGAUAUGUGGCAUCUCUACAAUCUUAUACAAGAGGGUGAUAAAGUCAGGGCACCCGCCAUUCGUGGGGUUAAGAACGUGUCAAGCACCGGCUCCGUAGAAUCACAUCGUGUCCGUACGAUGCUUACUAUCCAGGUCAAGCGCACUGUCUUCUCGCCAUCUUCCUCCGCAGGCGACAACGGUCCCAACACCGAUGUCACCACGGCCUCUCUACACAUCUCUGGGCCCGUCGUCGAGGAAAAUCAGCACGUGAAGAUGGGAGCGUAUCACACCCUCGACAUAGAAGUUCAUCGAGAUCUCAGCAUUAUGAAGGAUAACUGGGACAGCGUCGCGCUGGAACGUGUAGAGGAAUCAUGCGUGCCUGGGCGAGGGGCGGAGGUCGGCGCCAUCGUGUGUGGCGAAGGCACGGCCGCGUUCUGCUUGCUGUCACAGCAUAUGACCGUUAUCCGCCAACGCAUUGAAGUUCCGAUACCGCGAAAGCAAUCGUCGUCUUCGGCCCACGACAAAGGACUGGAGAAGUUCUACGCUGCUGUUUAUGCCGGCUUUAUCCGCCAUAUACCCUAUUCCAACCCUGCUCUCCGAGCGAUCGUUAUUGCCAGCCCGGGUUGGGUUCGGGAUGCGGUGCAUGACUAUAUCAUGAAGGAGGCGACCAGGACAGGAAACAAAGCGAUAUUGACGGCCAGGAAUAAGUUCAUCAAAGUCCAUAUCACCAGCCCGCAUGUCCAUAGUCUCGUAGAAGUAUUGAAGAGUCCUGAAAUUGUGUCGCAACUAAAGGAGACCAAAUUCGCCCGGGAGGGUAUGAUGCUCGACAAGUUCUUCAAGAUGCUUGGUUCGGAUGAGAUGCGGGCGUGGUAUGGACCAGACCAUGUCGCGCUUGCAGCUGAGCACGGAGCGAUCGGCACACUCCUCAUCUCUGACGAUUUGUUUCGGUCAAGCGACCCCGCUGUUAGGAAACGAUAUGUCGAACUGGUCGAGUCUGUCAAGCAGAAGAACGCGGAGGUGCUGAUCUUCUCGAGCAUGCACGAAUCCGGGCAACAACUCAACCAGUUGACGGGUAUAGCUGCCAUUUUGACGUUCCCUCUGGACGUUGAAGUUGUGGAAAUGGAGGAGCGCCAGGCGAAGGAAGAAGAGGCAGAUCGGAGACACGAAGAACAGAGUAAGCUGGAAUAG